Acaulospora morrowiae is the source of this 303-nucleotide messenger RNA. The record is from the annotation of a GenBank genome assembly. NCBI's taxonomy places the organism in Eukaryota, Fungi, Glomeromycota, Glomeromycetes, Diversisporales, Acaulosporaceae.
UGUGCACGGGGCCUAUUGCUUCUAGUUACCACUGGUGUGAAAGAAAGUAUGAAAGAAAAUGGCUCUGCAGAACACAAAAGUACCAAAGCAGAAGAGGAUAUGCCUUUGAUAAAUGACAGGCAAGUGAUUUCAUCCAGAUUUUCUUUUAACGGUACUGCAAAAAAACUUACAUUAUAUUUACCUUAUAGGGCGCAAGAUAAAAUGUCUAUUGCUUAUCUGUUACAGUAUUGGAGUCUCCUGACUACUUUAUCCGCCAAAUCAAUAUUUCAAUUCUGGGAUUCAAAAAUUCCAUUUUUGUUAUAA